UUCCAUAUAUAAAUAACUCUCUGCUUCAACCUCUUCAUCAUAUCAUCUCUAAUUCACACACUCCACAUAAUUCUCUUUCACCUUCCUCCAAAAACAGAAGAAGAAAAUAUAUAAACAGUACUAAUAAAUCACCUUACUUUCUUCUUCAGUUUCUCCCAUUUAUUUUUCCUCCACUAAUUAAUUAAUCAUUUUCUGAUGAAAGACUUAUAUUUUAGUAAUAGUUAUGUCCAAUAUACCAAUUUCUCUUUCUGAAAUUUGCCUUACCCUUUUCAGAUUAGCUAUGUCCAUAGCUAAUCCCUGGCCUUUUUCUUAAAAAAAAAUUCUUUUUUUUUUUGUGAAAAAUUAUUCUUGUCUAGUUCUUUCAGCUUUUCCUAGUACAGAAACCAAACAUGCGGAGAUUCCGAGGUUUCGUGCUCAAACACCGUGUCACUACACUCUUCCGAUGCAUGUUCCGGCGACGGCGUUCGCCGGCGAGGUACCACCGGCUGAACCCACUUCCGAACUCGUGUACAGAUUCGAUUUCCAGGCUCUUCAGCUGGACCCACCGUCUGAAAACGAGAGCAAAAGCUAUUUGCAGUAAGGCUCAGUAUUCCGGGUCGGGUCGGGGCUACAUGCAUGUCGGGUCAGACCCGGUACCGGUACCAAAAGGGCAUUUGGCAGUUUACGUGGGUCAAAAAGAUGGUGAUUAUAAAAGAGUUUUGGUACCUGUAAUUUAUAUUAAUCAUCCUUUGUUUAGUGAGUUGUUAAGAGAAGCUGAAGAAGAAUAUGGGUUUAAUCAUCCGGGUGGUAUAACAAUUCCUUGUCGGAUCUCGGAGUUUGAGCGUGUUCAGACCCGGAUCCAACAGGGUCGGGUCGGGUGACCCGGAAAGUGGUGAUGAUGCAUGCAGUACCAUUUGGAUUAUUCAUGAUGAUGACCAUAAUUAUUAUUAUUAGUUGUUAUAAGUGAUUUUUGUAGUUUAUGUUUGAAGUACUUUUUUUUGUUUGUUUUUGUGUUAGGAGGUUUCAUUUGUGAUGUAAGAUUAGUUUAUUGAUGUACAGUUAUAUAGAGGAAACUUCCCAUGUCUUUCCUGUAUCUAAUGUCUAUGGCUUUUCUUGACCA
Capsicum annuum is the source of this 1099-nucleotide messenger RNA. RefSeq names its product auxin-responsive protein SAUR36. Gene Ontology annotation, biological process: response to auxin. The transcript has a single exon. The record is from RefSeq and is a predicted model, not a curated record. The coding region runs from base 390 to 860 and encodes 156 amino acids. Lineage: Eukaryota; Viridiplantae; Streptophyta; Magnoliopsida; Solanales; Solanaceae.